AUGUGUCAAAGAGAAGAGCCAGACCUUUGGACCCUGGGAAACGGCGAGACGCGAUGGAGCGCAUGGGAACAGAGCCAGCGAGAAAGACGGAGGAAAACCAAUUCAUAUCAACCGCCAGCACUGGGGAACAGGGGUAGUCGCUGCGGCUCUGGCAGAGUGGCACUCGAUGGCAUUCAUCCCAUCUGGUCGGUGCGAACUGGUCCCUGCGUUUUGACCACUUGUCAACUAAACAUGUCAAAACAGAAUGCAGAGAGUGGCGUGAAGGCACAUGUCAAAGCGACAGGAGCCUCGAGCGCUGCCAGGAUAUGUCACAUGCACUGCCGUCUCAGCAUUCGAGUCGGUGGUUUCGGUCUAGGUAGCCCGAGUCGUGCACUCGUGACUUUCCACUUCCGAACGUUCCAGCAGGGCUCCGAACAUCGCAACCGCGGAGAGAUGCCAAGUGUGUCCAGCGUUGGACACUUUCCUUCGACAGCCGGAAGAAGUAGGUGCCCGGUCCGGCCUCAGCCCCUGCACGGACCUAGCACGACACGACGACGACAAUGGCUCUCCAAGAUGAUCUGCGCCGACAGCAUUUUGCUUCCAUUUCCGCACUCCCGUCCGCCCGGCAUACUGGUGAGGAUGCAGAUACAGUUGCAGUUGCAGUCGGUUGCAGGGAACUUGAAUUUAACACUAAAAUAG
Molecule: messenger RNA, 678 nt
Organism: Neurospora hispaniola
Lineage: Eukaryota; Fungi; Ascomycota; Sordariomycetes; Sordariales; Sordariaceae
Exons: 3
Coding region: 1-678 (225 amino acids)
Source: RefSeq, a predicted model, not a curated record